Messenger RNA from Thalassophryne amazonica, 1278 nucleotides. Its product is annotated as Ig-like V-type domain-containing protein FAM187A. Lineage: Eukaryota; Metazoa; Chordata; Actinopteri; Batrachoidiformes; Batrachoididae. The record is from RefSeq and is a predicted model, not a curated record.
AUGGCUCCUGCUCUCCUCCUCCUCCUCCUCCUCCUGCAGGAGGCGGUGUGGAGCUACGUCGCUCCUGAGGCAAGGCCCGAUGACUUUGCGCUAAAAGCUUGUUCUGCUGUGGUGAACUUCAGAAACGUUGCCUUCAUGUCCGGAGCUACAGUAGAGCUGGUCUGCAACUGCAAACCAACCAUGGUCCGAUCAGUGGUGUGGUUCUAUAAAAAGCACUUAGGCAGAUCUGAGGACACCAGAGUGCUGACGGAUCACCGUGGCAACACGCUACUGGACAGCAGUCAGGUCCCUCAUAGUGGAGACCUGCAGAGUCGAAUCUCCAUCUGUCUUUUCAGUCUUGUGAUUUUCAGGGCGGGGCCCAAUGAUUCUGGCAUCUAUAUCUGCGGUUCUACCCAAAAAGACUACUUCUUCUUUUAUGAUGUGGACAUCCAGGAAGCCAGCAAGAUCAGCUUCUAUUCAAGCCCAGAGGAAGAGAGCACCGCGCUGCCGAGCCGUGAAAUGAGAACCUCCGCUCAGCUGUACAAAUUGUUCACCAUCUUCCAGCCCUGGACUGUGUGCGACCGCUGUGGCGUUCCAGGUGAGCAGUUUCGUGUGGGUCUCUGCUACGUGGAAUCUGACUAUCUGCAUUUACGCUACAGAGAGCUCAACCAAACGUACACCUCAUGCGGUUCGGGGGCGGUGCCCAAGGCUUUUAGACAGUUGAAGCAGUACGAUGGCGGAGCCAAGAUGGAGGUCAGAAACUGUGAAGUGUCCUGUCCACCUCAACCUACUCCCCCCUCGAUAAUACGCACCGUGAUGUCAGUUACUGGUUACAGUUCUUCCACAGAACCCGCGGGACUGCCAGUGUACUAUCUGACCCGCCCAGCUGAGUACGUCCUGACUGGGUGUCCCGGAGCACAACCCACCCUGGCUGUGGCCUGGGACAGAGAAUCUCAACCGAUUUACCGUUCUGAGCACUUGGGGAGUGGUAGCAGCAGCACAACAUCCAGUCGGGUGCAUAUAGACACGGGACAACACCUGGUGUUCACACCUGCCAAAAUCGAGGACUCGGGUGUCUACUACUGCUGGCUGAACGGACAUCGGGCUGCUAAGAUUCAUCUCCUGGUGUACUCGCAUUUGGGACGGCUACAGUCGGUAACCUCACUCCCUGAAUUCCCGUUAGCCCUCAGGACUGUGUUGAUGUCAUAUGCAGCCAUGACCGCUUUGUUCUGUGGGGUCCUGUUAAUCAGGAUUGGAAUCCGAGUUUUCAGAGACUCUGUUGAAGAACAUUUAGAAUAA